This is a messenger RNA of Amblyraja radiata (thorny skate), 4483 nucleotides long. It is a transcript of the gene hps6, whose product is annotated as HPS6 biogenesis of lysosomal organelles complex 2 subunit 3. NCBI's taxonomy places the organism in Eukaryota, Metazoa, Chordata, Chondrichthyes, Rajiformes, Rajidae. Gene Ontology annotation, cellular component: lysosomal membrane; BLOC-2 complex. Gene Ontology annotation, biological process: organelle organization; protein localization to membrane; lysosome localization. The record is from RefSeq and is a predicted model, not a curated record. The transcript has a single exon. Bases 170 to 2893 code for a protein of 907 amino acids.
UUUGUUGCCGUUGCAGUUGCAGUAGUUUGGUAUUUGCAGUAGUUUUGCUGUUGUAUGUGUAGUAUUGUUGCAGUUGUACCACUGAUGGGCUGACGCGGACGGGACGGGAAGCGCCUCCUGACCCGGGACUGGAGCGGCGGCGAUGCGGAAGUAGCUGUGCUGCGGGGCGAUGCCGCGCUCGGCGCCUCGCCGGCUCUCGGGCCUCGGGCCGUGGCGGGAGCUGUUGCUGCUGCCCGGGGCUCGGCUGCGACCGCCCGCCGGCGACAUCACCAGCGGCAGCGGCCGCCUCUUCCUCUACCUGUCGCGGGAGCGCCGGCUGCUAGGCCUGGAGCCCGGGCCCCCGCCGACCUCGGCCCCGCCGCUGCCGCCGCUUGACAGGCGCCUGGCACCGGCCCAGCACCUGCUGGAGGUGCUGGAGCUGGUGGAGAGGCCGUGCCAGGAUCAGGACCAGGACCAAGCCCAGGCCCCGGGGCCGGCGCCCACCCUCCUCCUCACGCAGCAGGGCCGCGCCGAGCUGUGGGCGCCGGCGGGCGGCGGCUGGAGGCUGCAGCGGGAGUUGGAGCUGAGCCCCGGACCGCGGGCCCGCCUGCUGUCUGCCGCCUGGGACGGACGCGCCCUCACCUGGUGCGAGGAGAGGCGGUGCGGAGCGGCCCGUCAGCGCUGCGUCUGCAGCCGCCGCCUGGGGCCCGGACUGGAGCUGCCAGCCGCUCGGCUCCUCCUCAACAACUGCCCCGACUGCCGGCUGCUGGCGGCCGGGGGCGUCGUCUACCUAUUGCCCGCCAGCGCGCCCGACAACAGCCUCAUCCCUGGCAACGGCCUAGGCAACUCUCCUAGCAACGGCCUCAUCCCCGGCAACUCUCCUAGCAACGGCCUCAUCCCCGGCAACUCUCCUAGCAACGGCCCCAGCACCUCUCCUGACAACCGCCUCAUCGAUGGCCAAUGCAAUGGUUCCAUCCAUGGCAACCCUCCUAGUAACGACACCGUCCCUGUCAGCGGUUCUGAAGACAUCCUCGUCUCCGGCAAUGGAACCGAUAAAAGACCAGGCCCUUGGAACUGUCCUGACAACAAACCGGGCCCCCGGGACUAUAUUUGCAAUGGCCACGCAUCCAGCGACGGUUCCUAUGGUGACCAGGGCCCCGGCCACACGAGUAACCUGGACAAUUUAAUCCUGGUGUGGAACCCGCAGGAGGACAGCUGGACCAUGACCAGCCUGAGCCACGGACCCCUCUUCACCAAGCGCCUGCUCCCUGCUAACACCGACUUCCAGAAGCUGGUGGCUGGAGCCGCAGGUUUGCUCCCCGGCCUGCCGCCACUGGACCUCCGGGCGGUCAGCGCGAGUCCGGCCGGGAUGCUGGUGGCUGGCGGCGGCGGUGACCUCAGCCUCGUGCGGAGCGAUGGGACGGUGCGCCUCCUCGGCCGGCUGAGCCAGAUACCGCCGGCCCAGGCCUCAAUCCUGCUGCGCUUGAGCGGUACAACCUUGGCCUGCGCCGUGGGCCGGACAGUGCACCUGCUGGACAUGCAGACAGGCAGAGCCACAGAGACGACCCUGGAAUCUGCACCCUUGGCCCUGCUGAGCUGCCAGGACACGGGCGAGCUGCAAGCGCUGACGGAUAACGGCCUCUACGGCCUGUGUUUGGGGACGGUCUCGGAGAACGGGCAAGGCCAGAAAGACAGUGACUACCUGGAGAACCUAGUGCUGGAGGAGGCCUGCGACUACUACCAGAAGCGGAGCCUGAGUCGCAGCCGGCUGACGGUGGAGAGGCUGAAGAGCGAAGCCGCUUUCCGGGCCCCUACCGUCCUCUGCUCUGUCCUGAGGGGCCGGCUGGGCCUCACGGAAGGCUUCGGGGCUGGGCGUGGCUCUGGGGUUGAUUCAGGAUCUGGCUCUAUCUCCGGCCCCGGGCUUGGGCCUGACACCCAGGCCAAGCUCCAACGCUGCCUGUCCGGGGAAGUGGAAAACUACGCUGGGCUGGAGGAAGCCAAACGGCACCUGUCGAGGUCAAGCGAGCCCCAGGCUUCGGCUUGGGUGGAGGAGAUCGCAGGGCAGGAGGUUUCCAGGCUGCUACUACUACCGCCUGACCACUGGGCCAUACUCAACCUGGGCUCCCUCGCCGCCUCCUACCCUGCCGAGACUUGGCGGGCCCUCAGCCGAGCUCUGCAGCUGCAGCCCGCGGCGGAGGACAGGCCCGGGGCCUCGGUCACCGCCACGGCCGAACAGUGGAAGGCCCUGCUCAGUCCCCCGGCUUCGCCCGAACAGUCCGCGGCCUUUGAGCUGGCCUGCGGUCUGAUGUACCGCUUCCGCCCCGCCUGGCUGCCCGGCUUCCUGGAGCAGGCCCAGGGCCUAGCCUCCUACCACGGCCGCCCACUCUACAAGCGUGCCCUGUCCGCCCUGCCCGAGGCCAGCCGCUCGGCCCAGAUGGCCGUGGAGCUGUUGCUGUGCAGCCAGAGGCCCAAGGCGGUGCUGCAGGCAGUGAGGCUGCUGCUGGAGCGAGGCCUAUGGGGCCAGGCCCUUAAGGCCUGCCAGCGCUUCCAGGCCCAUGGGCCCCUGCUCCGUAAGGAACUCUUUGCCACCCUCCUGUCCCAGCUGUGCCACGGCCGGGAGCUCGACCCCUUCCUGCCAGACAUCUGCGGCCUCCUGCCCCCCGAUGCCACCGCCCCCGCCCUCCUCCAGGCCAUGCUGGUCUCCCUGCCUCCUCCCGAGCCCCAGGCCGGCCCCUACGCCAGCUCCGGAGACAUCCUCACCCUCGGCCUCCUACGGCCCCUCCUGGCCCGGGCGUUGGAGCGGGAAGAGGGGAGAUGGGGGCCCGAGGACUGCCAGCAGCCAGGGACCCUGGUCUUCCCCCCGCCCACCCCACCACGGGAGAAGAAGGCGGCGGCAGCGGAGGGGGCCUGCUGAGGGGCCCACGGCCUGGUGCUGACCAGUCAUGGGCAACACCACCCAGAUGUAGGGUAGGGCAGUCACCAUCGCCCAGAUGUGAGGGUAGGGCUGUCACCAUCGCCCAUGUGUGAGGGUGGGGGCCGAUGCUGUCUUCCAGAUGUGCGAGGAGGGGAGUCAAUGUUGCCCAGAUGUGCAAGUUGGUGAUUCUUCCCUCCCCAUGGACUGAAGCCCAUGUGCCUAACUCCCUCCCUACCUUUAGUGGGCCAGAUGUGACGUUGUGGAUAGACUGACAGGGAAACAUGUUCAGCCAGCGAUCGAUGGGAUCUGAAACUCAAUAUCUGGAAGAGCACAAGAGACAGCAAUCCCCACACCCCAGCCCGACACGUAAACCACAACCAGAAACACUGACUGAGCACGCUACGGGUCAGGUGGAAUUCGAUCGCUCAUCAACAUAGACUCGAUGGGAUGAAUGGCCUCCUGGGCUGUGUGGUUGCCUCAGCUUCACUGGACAUUGUGAUGGCGCGUUGUGUUUCUAAGCUGGCCAGCCGAAUUAAAUCACCCGAAUCGUCUUCCAAAGAAGAAAACUGAUCUUUCUCAACUGUGUUGUCUUGUUGUAACAAAGAAAAGCAAAUGCUGGUUUAUGCCAAAGAUAGACACAAAGUGCUGGAGUAACUCAGCGUGUCAGACAGCAUCUCUGGAGAAAAGCGAUGCGUGACUUUUCGUGUCGGGACCCUUCUUCACACUUGUUGAUGCACUUUCGCUAAGAUUGUAUCAAUGUGGGGAUAAGGCAAGACCUCGACGCCCGACCCAGUCUCCAGAGACCUCGCCUGGACCAGCGUUUGGCUCUGUAGAGCUGGUGACCACAGCACUGCCCGUUCCUUUGCUAUGUGCUGGCAGCAGGCACGCUUUGGAUACCCUCGCUCUGCUGUCGAUCUCAGGAGAGGCGACAUUAAGGACCAUCUGGCAUGAUGUAGACUCUGUCCAGUUGCCCUGAAGCAAGAAGAACUUUGUGAGACCACCAGUCCAAUCCCACCAUAGCUGUACGUUCAUCCCAGGAAGAGCUACUCUUGACUACUGUGAAAUUAUUUAACUGCUGAUUUCCUCCCUUGACUGCAUUUAUAACCGCUGUACUCUGGUGAUAAGCUCUUUGCAAUGGCAACUGGUUAGAUAAAUGCCAAACUUGUAUUAACUUAAUUGUUGAGUAAGAACAACCAACAGCAUCACAGGGCCGGGACCAUCUCAUAAUAUCAAUUGCACAGAUAAUAAUUGUCCAACUAAUUAGAGCCCUAACUGCACUUCGUAGGAGAGGGGAAUGAGAUGAGACAUGGUUGAUUUUAAAAAUUGUUUAUAAAACUCAUGUGAAAUUACCCUGUCACCAAGACGAGGUACUUGCAACCUCUCACGUCCACAUGUUCGUGUACCGAGUUGAAGUUGUUCCUGGUCUCUCCUAGAGGAAUUUCCCAUCUUUUCUCAAAAGAUCAAACUCUAGAUGAACUCAGCGGGUCAGGCAGCAUCCAUGGGGAGUAGUAGACAGGUGAUGUUUCAGAUCGGGAGCGCUACACAAAAUGCUGGAUUUACUCCGCAGGUCGGGCAGCAUCUCCCGAGGGA